This is a messenger RNA of Letharia lupina, 360 nucleotides long. RefSeq lists its product as uncharacterized. NCBI's taxonomy places the organism in Eukaryota, Fungi, Ascomycota, Lecanoromycetes, Lecanorales, Parmeliaceae. The transcript is spliced from 3 exons. The record is from RefSeq and is a predicted model, not a curated record. Bases 1 to 360 code for a protein of 119 amino acids.
AUGUGGCGUGACAAUACCGACGUGGCGGUAGCAAUAACCGUGAGGAGAGCCAUUGCCAAGCUAGCUAAGCCCAUUCAGGUUAGUGUCCUCCGCCUACUACCGGGAACCGAAGGCGGCGAAAUUAAGUGCUGUAUCACUAUGUUCGAUAUUGAGAACUACGAGAUCACCUCACAGCACGGCAAAGAACUGUUGAAGCAAAUCGAAGAUGAGAUUUCUCGUAUUAAACCACGCAACCAGGACAGUUAUGGAAAUCGAGAAUAUGAGUUAAGUGAGCUGCUGGACGAGAAGGUCAGGGCGCUACUGGUGAACCUGCAACUGAGUGUGCGUGAGGGUGUUAUCUCUAUAAUUCCAGCUACUUAA